AACUUAUUAAUCUGUGUGUCAAAAGUCGUAUUCUUUUCUGUUGCGUCGUCUUUUCAUGUUUGUUUAUAAUCCUUAUUGAUAAAAUUGAAUUUAUUUCAAAAUAUUGUUAUUGUGGAAUUAAACAAUAGUAAAUAGUCACCAAAAUGUUUUUAGUUUACUUUGAAAAUACUUUGGUACCAAACAUCAAGAGCACAGAUGUGGCGUCAUUGAAAUUUGAGAUUUCACAACGUUAUGAUAUUUCUCCACAAGACUUGUUCGUGACUGUUAACGGGAGGACUCAUUCCUGCGAUUUGGAGUUUACCACCCUCGAUAAUGUGGUUAGAGUGUGCACCAAACUCGUUGGAGGCAAAGGCGGUUUUGGGUCCAUGUUGCGAGCCAUUGGUGCGCAAAUAGAGAAGACUACAAAUCGCGAAGCUUGUAGGGAUCUGUCUGGUCGACGACUGCGGGAUAUAAACGAAGAGAAACGUUUGAGAAAAUGGCUAGAAGGUCAAGAGGAUCGCGAACGCGAGGCAGCCGAGCGUAAACAAAAGAAGUUGGAGCGAUUAAUUGCUGAACCAAAAAUCGAUGUGAACUUGAGUCCUAUGUAUGAGAAAGAGCGUCAGGAUCUUCCGGAGCGGGUGAGUGCAGCUGUAGAUGCUGGCUGGGAGGCUGCUGGGACUUCGAGUUCAGGUGGGACAAAACGGAAGGCAGAACAUGAUAAACCUAUAGGAAAGAAAAAAGCUAAAUUGUGGAUAGAUGCAGAGUUGUCAGAUUGUUCUUCAUUGAGUGAGGAUGAGGAGGACGAGCCAACCUGCAGAGCUCAAACUGUCUCAACGGAUAGUGGGAAUGAGUCUGAUCACAUUUCUGAUGGAAGCAGUAAAGUGUGAUGUGUAUUGCCUAUAAAUUGGACUGAAUGAAUGAAUUACUAAUGUAUUUCUCAUUGAGAGAUUGUUUAUAGAAAUUAUGUAUAAUUUAAUUGCAGGUAUAAAUGUUAUGUAUAUAUGUUUUUUAUAAAAUUGUAUAGACAUAAGUAGUAUUCAUCUGAAAUAUAAUAAAUGUAUCUAGAAGAUAAGGAAAAAAA
This is a messenger RNA of Galleria mellonella (greater wax moth), 1060 nucleotides long. RefSeq names its product replication stress response regulator SDE2. Lineage: Eukaryota; Metazoa; Arthropoda; Insecta; Lepidoptera; Pyralidae. The record is from RefSeq and is a predicted model, not a curated record. Gene Ontology annotation, cellular component: nucleus. Bases 144 to 866 code for a protein of 240 amino acids. The transcript has a single exon.